Messenger RNA from Capsicum annuum, 1605 nucleotides. RefSeq names its product heptahelical transmembrane protein 1. The transcript is spliced from 4 exons. Gene Ontology annotation, cellular component: membrane. The record is from RefSeq and is a predicted model, not a curated record. The coding region runs from base 227 to 1351 and encodes 374 amino acids. Gene Ontology annotation, biological process: response to hormone. Lineage: Eukaryota; Viridiplantae; Streptophyta; Magnoliopsida; Solanales; Solanaceae. Gene Ontology annotation, molecular function: signaling receptor activity.
UUAGUACACUUUCUAUCAUAUACCCUAAAAGAAAAAGCCUUCACUUAUUAUUCAAGAAAAAACAAACACACCCCAAAAACCAAAAGAAAAUAGAGAAUACGAAGGUCGUGGGCAGGUCAAAGAAAGAAUUUUAUUCUUUAGACGUUAAGAAUUCUUUCAAUAAUUUCAAGACCCAUCUUAUUUCUUUUUCUUCUAUAUAACUUCACAUUGUUUUAAAGGAAUACUAAUGAUCAAAAGUUCUGAAGGGUCUGUUUGGAAGAGGAAAAAUAUGAAUCAAGAAAAGGAAAAUCAGAAAAACAUUAUUGCAAACAAAAGUUGCAAGAAGUAUAUUGAGAAGAAAAUAAACAAAGGGGAAAAUUAUAAUAAUUACCCUUUGAUUUGUUAUGAAGAAUUACCAGGAUAUAUGAAGGAUAAUGAGUUUAUUCUCAAUUAUUAUAGAGCUAGUUGGCCUAUUAAACAAGCUCUUUUCAGCAUUUUUCGUUGGCAUAACGAAACUCUUAAUGUUUGGACGCAUUUACUUGGGUUUAUUCUAUUUGUGGUAUUAACCAUAUCCAAUGUAGUGCAAGUACCACAGCUCUCUGAUUUCAUGACUAUGUUUAAUUGGAACUUUCCCACGAGUGGUGAUGUAAAUGUCUCCAAUAAUUCAAAGGAAUUUUUUCAGGGUCCAUCCAGGCUAAUUGAUUUGAAGCAGGACCAACACUUGCAAUUGGAUCACAUGAUGUCAACAAAGAUGUUACAAAGUGAAACAACAUGGCCAUUUUUUGUAUUUCUAGGUGGUUCAAUGUUUUGUCUACUUUCAAGUAGCAUUUGUCACCUCUUCUCUUGCCAUUCCCACAAGCUAAACAUCCUCUUGUUGAGAAUGGACUAUGUUGGUAUCACAGUCAUGAUAAUCACUUCAUUCUUUCCACCAAUUUACUACAUUUUCCAAUGUUCACCACAUUGGCAAAUUGUGUAUCUAAGUUGUAUCACAAUCAUGGGAAUUUGCACUAUUUUCACCCUCCUAUCCCCUGUGUUUUCGACCGGGAAGUAUCGAUCUUUUCGUGCUGUUUUGUUCAUGGCCAUGGGACUUUUCGGCCUGAUACCUGCGGUCCACGCGAUAGUACUGAAUUGGGAUGAACCCGAAAGAAACAUCAUACUGGCGUACGAGUUGGCUAUGGCGUUGUCUUAUUUAAUUGGGACUAUGUUUUACAUUAUGCGAAUCCCGGAGAGAUGGAGGCCUGGAUUUUUUGACCUAGCCGGUCAUAGUCAUCAAAUAUUUCAUGUAUUUGUGAUUUUAGGUGCAUUGUCACACUAUGGUGCUGCACAAGUUUUCUUGGAAUAUAGGAGUCGAUUGGGGUGUGACACACAAUAAAUUAAAAUGCACUAUUUAUUUAUGAAAGGGGGAAAAAAAAGAAAGAAAGCACAUGAUUGUCAUACUUAUACUUUAUUAAUUUGUAUUUUAAAAAAUUAUUUGAUUUAAGGUAUUGCUUUGUGUUAUAGAAGGGGUAUAUGUUUUUCUUUACCCUUUUAGAUAUAUGAACAAUCAUUCAUUUGUUGUGUAAUGAACUUCUAAUGUAUACAAGUGUUACAAGAUGAAUUGAUGAAACAUUAAGAUUUAUUUUUUUA